AUGUCUACUUCCGUGGAGGGGUCAAUGUAUCCCCCGCACCUCACGGAUGCCGAGCGGGACAACCUCGUCCUGACCAUCAAGGACUGGUCCAUUGGCAACGGGCUCGCCAUCCGGCCUCCUCCCGCCGUCAUUCCCACCGAUGCUGACCCGUCGGGCAUCGCCGCCAUCAACGCUCCCGUCACCCUCUUCCCCAGCGCGUUCCCCCGGAUAUGCUUUGAGCAGGGCAAGGCAGUGCAGCAGACGUAUAACGAUCUGUACGCCGCGGUCAGCCGGGAUGAGGAAUUCCUCGCCCAGAUUGUGAAGGAGGUUGCCGACGGCGACGACUUCAUCCGGAACCUGUGGCAGAUCCAUCUCAAGGUCAAGCAGGAGGGAUACACCCAGCCACUGUCCUUGGGUCUCUUCAGGUCCGACUACAUGGUUCAUCAGGAUACUUCAACGUCACCACCGUCGUUGACGGCCAAGCAAGUCGAGUUCAAUACGAUUGCAUCAUCCUUUGGCGGCCUCUCCUGCUUCACCUCGAGGCUCCACAGGUACCUGGCCGCAACCGAGUACCCUCUGAUAGACGAGGCAAUUCCAGCGGGCUCGCUCAACCUUCCGGAAAGCACCGCCGUUCAAGGCCUUGCUGGCGGCAUCGAGGCCGCGUUCCACGCUUACCCGCCUUCGGAGCUCGGCCAUCCCAAGUGCAUAAUCUUUCUCGUCCAAGGCGAUGAACGCAACGUCUUCGACCAGCGCCACCUUGAGUACCAAAUCGCUAGCUCGUCUCCGACUGCCCCUGUCUUCAGGCUUGCCUUCUCCGACAUACUCACCCACACAACGGUCGCCGACACGCCAAAGCGACAGCUUCUUUACCGCUUGCCUCGCAACCCGGCAAAAGUCUUCGAGGUCGCCGUAAUUUACAUGCGCGCUGGCUACGGCCCGGGUGAUUAUCCUGACCAGCGAGCAUGGGAUGCGCGCUACCAUCUUGAACGCUCCGCGGCCAUUAAAUGCCCUACGGUUCUCACCCAGCUCGCCGGAACCAAGAAGGUGCAACAGGUCCUGGCCACACCACGACCCUCAUCGGCACCAUCGAUGCUGGGACGCUUCAUCAAAGAUGAUACGCCCGCCGCUGCAGAGCUGUGGAGGACGUUCACAAACAUAUACCCCAUGGACACGUCGGAGGCCGGUCUUGAGGCGCGCAAGAAGGCACUCGACCCCGAGGCCUGUCAAGCGUACGUCCUCAAGCCACAGCGUGAGGGCGGCGGCAACAACAUCUACCGUGGUGCUAUUCCCAGCUUUCUCAAGUCCGUCCCUGAGGAGCAUUGGGGAUCAUUUAUCCUCAUGGAGCUGAUCACGCCCCCGCCGGUGUCCAACACCAUCCUCCGCAACGGCAAGAUUGAGCAGGGCGGCGUCAUCUGCGAGCUGGGCGUGUACGGCACCUGUCUGUGGAACCAGAGCAGCGGAGAGGUGCUUCGAAACGAAGAGGCGGGCUACCUUCUGCGCACAAAAGGCGACAAGAGCGAGGAAGGUGGCGUUGCGGCAGGUUAUGGAUGCAUGGACAGCUGCUCCCUUGUGUAG
Purpureocillium lilacinum is the source of this 1554-nucleotide messenger RNA. RefSeq lists its product as uncharacterized. Gene Ontology annotation, molecular function: ATP binding; glutathione synthase activity; glutathione binding. Gene Ontology annotation, biological process: glutathione biosynthetic process. NCBI's taxonomy places the organism in Eukaryota, Fungi, Ascomycota, Sordariomycetes, Hypocreales, Ophiocordycipitaceae. The record is from RefSeq and is a predicted model, not a curated record. Gene Ontology annotation, cellular component: cytosol.